Molecule: messenger RNA, 768 nt
Organism: Brassica oleracea var. oleracea
Lineage: Eukaryota; Viridiplantae; Streptophyta; Magnoliopsida; Brassicales; Brassicaceae
Product: SURP and G-patch domain-containing protein 1-like protein
Exons: 5
Coding region: 320-682 (120 amino acids)
Molecular function (GO): nucleic acid binding
Source: RefSeq, a predicted model, not a curated record
CAGUCAGAGGCGGUGGUUCGAUAGAGAUAGCGAAUCGUUCUUUGGAGACUCGAAGCGAAUUUCGAUAAGCUCGUCUCUUCGAUUCGAUUCGAUUCUAGGGUUCUUGUCUGGUUUUGCUCGGAGACUGCUUGAGUUUCACGUCUUUGCUGUUAUUCCUGGAGAAGAAUCAACAUUAGGGAUUGUGAAUUUGGUCGUAAUCUGGCGACAAUCUUAAUUGUGAACCCUAAAAUUAAAGCGACUACCUUUUCGUUCCAUUCCUUUUGAAUGUUUGAUUCAUUGUAUAUAGGUUGUUACUGAAGAAUACAGGAGUUGAACUCUAAUGGGUGAGUCUGCUGGAUCGAGCAGUUCAUGGGCUGCAAUCAGUUCUUCCAACAUUGGGUUUCAGCUCCUGAAGAAGCAAGGCUGGAAGGAAGGCACUGGUCUUGGAGUCGCUGAACAGGGUAUAUUGGUGCCAGUUCAAGCAGAGCUGAAAAAUAACAAACGAGGACUGGGUGCUCCGGCUGAAAAACCAACCAAGAGAAAAGCAGUGAAAGCUGCAGAUUCUGGAAAGGAGGAAGAAGUCUCUAAGCAAUCCAAGAAACUCUCAAAGAAAAUGCGGAAGUUGAUGGAGCACGAAAAACAGUUGCAAGAAAAGGAAUUUGAACGAGCCUUCUUCAGGGAGUUCUGGCCUGAUAAUGUAUAAGAUUGAUGCCCGAAAAUUGUAUAUGCUAGUCUUAGAACUCAUCUUUUGAGGCAUUGUUCCUUCAACCAAAAACUCUUCGACUUCAA